AUGAAUGCACGAGUGUUAGCUGCCACGUUUGUGCUGUUGCUUGCGCUGUACGAUAUCCGAGCAGCUGCAAAUCCACUUACUUCCAACAACGCGGAACAUUUCUAUCCAGGCGUAAAGAACGGCUAUGAGGGCGCUAAUACCAGGACACAAUUAGGAGGUACACCGCAUGAUAAAUCGAGCAGUUUGGUGGUGAACAGCUUAAUGAAUGGCCAUUUCAGCAUCCGGAUCAAACGACAAUGGGGAUACGGUAUGUUCGGAGGUGGUUACGGUAUGGGUAUGGGUUGGGGAGGUGGAUACGGUAUGGGUGGCGGUGUUGGCAACAAUUACGGUGGUACUGACAUCGGCCAACUUUACGAUUAUAACUUGAAUCUUUGA
Molecule: messenger RNA, 375 nt
Organism: Anisakis simplex (herring worm)
Lineage: Eukaryota; Metazoa; Nematoda; Chromadorea; Rhabditida; Anisakidae
Source: the annotation of a GenBank genome assembly